Molecule: messenger RNA, 6161 nt
Organism: Sorex araneus (European shrew)
Lineage: Eukaryota; Metazoa; Chordata; Mammalia; Eulipotyphla; Soricidae
Gene: MEGF10
Product: multiple EGF like domains 10
Exons: 25
Coding region: 397-3813 (1138 amino acids)
Molecular function (GO): protein binding; scavenger receptor activity
Source: RefSeq, a predicted model, not a curated record
CUGCUAGAAUCCCGGCCCGGGCUAGGGUUACUCUCCGCCUCCCCCAGCAUCUCGGUCCAGACGAGAAAAUCCCUUGUCCAAGUUUGCAGCAAGUGUACUUCCCCUGCGCGCAGAAGUGGGGGGUGUCUGAAAAAGCUUGUUUGAAGCUGCCCCCUUUUUCCGCACCUCCGCUUCGGAGCCCGGACGGGGACUCCUGGGGAUCGCUCUGUUCUGGGACACGGCUUGGCGACUAAGAGCGCUGUUUGGAACAGGUUUUGCUUCUUGGCGGGCGUGUGAAAAGCCGGGGAAAGAAGAUCGCGCUGCGAAUUUCAGGACUUCGGGACCUGGGUAAGAGUUUCCUAAACUCGGCGACCGACGCUGGACCUCGGCCGGUCUCUGGGUUGUUCUUCAGGAAAAAUGAUUAUCUCUUUGAACUCAUGCUUGGGUUUUAUCUGCUUAUUGUUGUGCCACUGGAUCAAGACAGCUUCUCUCUUGAAUCUUGAAGACCCUAAUGUGUGUAGUCACUGGGAAAGCUACUCAGUGACUGUGCAAGAGUCGUACCCACAUCCCUUUGACCAGAUCUACUACACCAGCUGCACUGACAUUCUAAACUGGUUUAAGUGCACACGGCACAGAGUCAGUUAUCGAACAGCCUAUCGACAUGGGGAAAAAACUAUGUAUAGGCGCAAGUCCCAGUGUUGUCCAGGAUUUUAUGAAAGCAGGGAAAUGUGUGUUCCCCACUGUGCUGAUAAAUGUGUCCAUGGUCGCUGCAUUGCUCCAAACACCUGUCAGUGUGAGCCUGGCUGGGGUGGGACCAACUGCUCCAGUGCCUGUGAUGGUGAUCACUGGGGACCCCACUGCAGCAGCCGGUGCCAGUGCAAGAACAAGGCUCUCUGCAACCCCAUCACGGGGGCUUGCCACUGUGCUGCAGGCUUCCGGGGCUGGCGCUGUGAGGACCGCUGCGAGCAGGGCACCUACGGUAAUGACUGUCACCAGAAAUGCCAGUGCCAGAAUGGAGCCACCUGUGACCAUGUCACAGGGGAGUGCCGCUGCCCACCUGGAUACACCGGAGCCUUCUGUGAAGAUCUGUGUCCUCCAGGCAAGCAUGGGCCACAGUGUGAGCAGAGAUGCCCCUGCCAAAAUGGAGGCAUAUGCCAUCAUGUCACUGGCGAAUGCUCUUGCCCUUCUGGCUGGCUGGGCACAGUAUGUGGUCAACCUUGCCCUGAGGGUCGCUUUGGAAAGAACUGUUCUCAAGAAUGUCAGUGCCAUAAUGGAGGGACGUGUGACACCGCCACAGGCCAUUGUCAUUGCAGCCCAGGUUACACAGGAGAGAGGUGCCAGGAUGAGUGUCCUGUCGGCACGUACGGAGCUCGCUGUGCAGAGACCUGCCGCUGUGUCAAUGGCGGGAAAUGCUACCACGUGAGCGGCGCGUGUCUCUGUGAGGCGGGCUUUGCGGGUGAGCGCUGUGAGGCGAGACUGUGUCCAGAAGGGCUUUACGGCAUCAAAUGUGACAAAAGGUGUCCUUGCCACCUGGACAACACUCAGAGCUGUCACCCCAUGUCUGGAGAGUGUGCCUGCAAACCAGGCUGGUCGGGACUCUAUUGUAACGAGACAUGCUCUCCUGGAUUCUACGGGGAAGCUUGCCAACAGAUCUGCAGCUGCCAGAAUGGGGCUGACUGUGACAGUGUGACUGGAAAGUGCACCUGUGCCCCAGGAUUCAAAGGAAGAGAGUGCUCCACCCCGUGCCCUCUGGGAAGCUAUGGGAUAAACUGUUCAUCUCUCUGUGGCUGUAAAAAUGAGGCUCUUUGCUCACCUGUGGAUGGGUCUUGUACUUGCAAGGCAGGCUGGCACGGUGUGGACUGCUCUAUCCGCUGUCCCAGUGGCACCUGGGGUUUUGGCUGUAACUUGACAUGUCAGUGCCUCAACGGAGGAGCCUGCCACACACUGGAUGGGACCUGCACGUGUGCACCUGGAUGGCGUGGGGAGAAAUGUGAUCUUCCCUGCCAGGACGGCACGUAUGGACUGAACUGUGCUGAGCGCUGUGACUGCAGUCAUGCUGACGGCUGCCACCCCACCACAGGCCAUUGCCGCUGCCUCCCUGGAUGGUCAGGUAUUCACUGUGAUAGCGUGUGUGCAGAAGGGCGCUGGGGACCCAACUGCUCCCUGCCAUGCUACUGCAAAAAUGGAGCUUCUUGCUCCCCUGAUGAUGGCAUCUGUGAGUGUGCACCAGGGUUCCGAGGUACCACCUGCCAAAGAAUUUGCUCCCCUGGUUUUUAUGGGCACCGGUGCAGCCAGACCUGCCCGCAGUGCGUGCAUAGCAGCGGGCCCUGCCACCACAUCACAGGCCUCUGUGACUGCCUGCCUGGCUUCACGGGCACACUCUGCAAUGAAGUGUGUCCCAGUGGGAGAUUUGGGAAAAACUGUGCAGGAAUCUGUACCUGUACCAACAAUGGAACCUGUAACCCCAUUGACAGAUCGUGUCAGUGUUACCCUGGUUGGAUUGGCAGUGACUGCUCUCAACCUUGUCCUCCUGCCCACUGGGGCCCCAACUGUAUCCACACGUGCAACUGCCACAACGGGGCCUUCUGCAGUGCCUAUGAUGGAGAAUGUAAAUGCACGCCUGGCUGGACGGGGCUCUACUGCACUCAGAGGUGUCCUCUGGGGUUUUACGGGAAGGACUGCGCAUUGAUGUGCCAGUGUCAAAACGGAGCUGACUGUGACCACAUCUCUGGGCAGUGUACUUGCCGCACAGGGUUCAUGGGGAAGCACUGUGAACAGAAAUGCCCUGCAGGAACAUAUGGCUAUGGCUGCCGCCAAAUUUGUGACUGCCUAAACAACUCCACCUGUGACCACAUCACUGGGACUUGUUACUGCAGCCCAGGCUGGAAGGGACCACGGUGUGAUCAAGCUGGUGUUAUAAUAGUUGGAAAUCUGAAUAGCUUAAGCCGAACCAGUACAGCACUGCCCGCUGACUCCUACCAGAUCGGGGCCAUUGCAGGCAUCAUCAUUCUUGUGUUAGUAGUUCUUUUUCUACUGGCAUUGUUCAUUAUUUAUAGGCAGAAGCAGAAGGGAAAGGAAUCAAGCAUGCCAGCAGUUACCUACACCCCUGCUAUGAGGGUAAUGAAUGCAGACUACGCCAUUUCAGAAACCCUGCCUCACAGCAAUGGUGGAAAUGCUAACAGCCAUUACUUCACCAACCCCAGCUACCACACACUUACCCAGUGUGCCACAUCCCCUCACAUCAACAACAGGGAUAGGAUGACCAUGACAAAGUCAAAAAACAAUCAGCUGUUUGUGAAUCUGAAAAAUGUGAAUCCUGGAAAGAGAGGCCCUGUGGUAGACUGCACCGGAACGUUGCCUGCAGACUGGAAGCAUGGCGGCUACCUCAACGAGCUUGGUGCUUUUGGACUUGACAGAAGUUAUAUGGGAAAAUCCUUAAAAGACCUUGGAAAGAAUUCUGAAUAUACUUCAAGCAACUGCUCCCUAAGUAGUUCUGAAAACCCAUAUGCCACAAUUAAAGACCCCCCUGUACUAAUCCCAAAAAACUCAGAGUGUGGCUACGUGGAGAUGAAGUCACCAGCACGGAGAGAUUCCCCAUACGCAGAGAUCAAUAACUCAACUUCAGCCAACAAGAAUGUUUAUGAAGUCGAACCUACAGUGAGUGUUGUCCAAGGAGUUUUCAGCAAUAACGGGCAUCUCACUCAAGAUCCAUAUGACCUCCCAAAGAACAGCCACAUCCCUUGCCAUUACGAUCUGCUGCCAGUCCGAGACAGUUCAUCCUCCCCCAAGCAAGAGGAUGGUGGCGGCAGCACCAGCAGCAGCAGCAGUGAAUGACACCAAGGACACUGGGUAGCUGUGGGAACCCUUUCUAGAACUGAAGUUUGGAUCGUUUCCAUCCUCAUGUUUGCCACCCUCUGUGAUUAGUUUUUAUCUACUUGGUAGGCAAUUGUUGGAUGUGAACCAGAGAGCUCUAAGCUGACUGAUCAUUGGCCCUUUUUAGUGCAGGUGGCUUGGAAAGAGAUGUUGAUGUCAGCUCUCGUUUCUAUUAGUUUUAGAAUUGUACCCCGUGAAGCAUAACUUCUUGUAAAAUCUUGGCUAAAAGCAUGAAUUUGCAAAGCUCCUUCCUUCAGAGACACGGGUUGCAGAAAACAUGGAUGUUAUUGUUUGAGAAAUUAGAUUUUAAAUAUCUUCUUUCUCAUUUCCAUUAUAAAGCUGUACCUAGGAUUGUGAGGCUCACCAUAAAAUUCACUCCGUGAAAGUUUGAGUCACUAAACAUAUAGUAGGAAAAGCACAUUGCUGAGUCCUUAUUCUUUAAUUUUCUUGUUUGGACUCAGGAAUAGAGGGAUAAUAUAAGCCUCAGAGGAAACAUUAUGUCAAGUGACAUAACUGGAUAGUCCUUAAAUAAACUCUAGAAUGGAGAUCAAGUUUAAAUAUGAAAUGUUUCAUAUUUAAAUGUUUUUAGAAUAAAGAAAUGUACAGAGUUAUUUUAGCAAUACUAGAAUUAUUGAAGAAAUUGUUAUUCCAUGACUUGGGUGAUUCUUCUUAGCUUAGACCUUUGACUCACAGAACCAUGACAUUAUUCCCAUCAUUGCAUCCAUCACGCACAUUCACCACUUAUGAUCUAUUGCAUAUCAAUUAUUUCAUAAAUAGAGAAAUGAAGUAAUUUUAUUUUUGAUGACUGGAUUCAAUGUGUGUAUAAUGUUUAGAAAAGGUUGUACAUUUCAAGUGUAAGAAGACACUUAAGUUUUUUAAGCCAUUGUUAGUAAUACAGGCUGUAAUAUAGGUUAAUAGAAUUUUCUUGAUUAAUUUUUCUCUAGAAGUGACAGAAAUAUUUUGUGCAUAUUUGAGAAAAUAGGGCACUUUCCUUUUAUUAAUAGUUGAUUUAGAGAAACUAUGCUUAAGCUGGUCUUUUGCAUUGCUAAUAUGACAUGUACCCCAUUUUUCUCUAAUUCAUGUUUCCAUUUAAGUUGUAUAUUCUGUGUUUUGUAGUGUUUGGAUUGUAAUGAAAAAUAUUAUAUGUUCAUUAUUUCGUGUAUUCUUGCCACUUAUCUUUUUUGUUUGAUAAAAAUGCAUUGUUCUUUUAUUUCUUUCGGAGGAAGGUGAAAAUAUAUAACUCAAUCUAUUGAAAUUGGUCCUUACUAAAAUAAUAUAAUAGCCAUGGAUGAAUAGCUUAAAAUUGAACUAGAUCAUUUUUUCCAAUGUUUCAAAAUGAAGUUCCUUUUGAACUGCAAGUUCCCUGAGUCAUUAUUAAACCAGGAGAAAGAGAAGAGGGAGAUAUUGUUCCUGAACUGUAGACUUUUCAUUAAUAUGAUCAUAAUUAAUCAUCCAAACUGGAAUAUUUUUAAGAGGAUAUGAGGGCAUUAUUAAUAAUUAAAUUGCAGUGGAUUUAAAUAUAGAUUGUUCUACACAAACCUGAACAGAUGCACAUCCUGUUCAUACUUUCACAGGAUAGUUUUUUACUCUAAAGGAAACUUUCUCAUGAACAUAAUGCUCUGAGACAAAAAUCCAGUUUCCAUUUCCUUGACCUACCUGAGCAAGCUAACUGAAGGAUUGAAAGGCUAAAUGAGGAUGCAACAUCAUAAGAGAAAAGCGGUGUUCAAUCUUUUGAAGUCAUGAAAUCUUACAUGUUAUUUUUUCUCAGUGAGUCAAUUAACAACUAUGUGUCUGUGUGCCUGUCCCACUGGUUCUAUACUUCAGGCAUUGUUCCUUUCAGUUCUUUGAAGGCAGUUUCUUCUAGGGAACCCCAAAAUUUAUGUUGAGAAGAUGAGGAAUUACAUGCAACAAAGCUUAGGAAAAAUUGAUUUAUUCCAACAAUUAGCCACUGCCAACCCUUGACUUGAGGCAUUAGGCCUCUGAACAAUGUGGAUCAGUAGCCACAAUAAGUCUUUUAGAAUAAGAAGAAAAACAAAACAUUUCUCUCCUUUUUGUUUUUUGUUUUUUUGUUUUUUGGGUCACACCUGGCAAUAUUCAGGGGUUUUCCUUUACUCCUGGUUCUGCACUGAGGAAUUACUCCUGGCAGUGCUCCGGGGACCAUAUGGGUCUCUGGGGAUUGAACCGGGAUCAACCACAUGCCCCUUCCCUCUUUUUUCUAAAGAAACAUCUGUGCAGUGUUCUGUGGUAAGUUUGUUUUCCACCAUUGUUUCCUGGAGAAAGCUUUUUUAAUAAAAAAUAAGAAAACUUUA